GAGUAGUUGAUCUUGAGAUGCCUCUUACUUAUUCUUCCUGAUCUCCUGGGGACUUCGUGUCCCGGUCAAUUCCCUCUUAUGUCUGAGUAUCCGCGAGCUCCACGUUCCACGUCCAUAUAAUUCCUCGUUCCAACGUCCCACGCCUUACGCCUUGUUGCUCCCUGAAUUAUAGGCGUCUUUCCGCCAAUUGAAGUUGCCCUGAAUUGGGGACUGCGCAACGACACGAACCACCCUCCCCCCCUAAAAGUGCUUGCUCCAACAAACAUCCCUGCCGUGGCCCUUCCCACACUCUCUGAGGCCCUGUCUGUCCAACUGCGGGCGCAUCCUCAUACAUCAUAUUAUCCACCAUCUAUUUACCAAAGUUAGAGAACCCUCUGCUCUACCUCCUUUGCUGGAGCGUUGAGAGACUCGAGCCCGCGCCUCAGCGAAGGCGUAUCUUGCAUCGAGCCGACUGAGGGAGUUCUCGACACGAAAGGAGCGACAUCCUGGGUUUUGUUGUUGGCGUUGCCGUUGUUGCUUACAGCCGCCGUUGCCGCCUUUGCCUGUAGUGCAGUGUUCCUGCCCUCAACCACCUGCCUUGCCCUGUCUGGGAACUCAGUCUCGAUCCGUACCCUCUUCCUUCACGUCAGUUCCCCAUGAUCUCGCCGUCCGCCGCUGUUACCUCCCCAGCGGCUACCGAACCGAGUGUCAACAGAACCACAUCUGCAAGGCGCCGAGGUUUGAGUUACCUGCGUGCUCUUUCGCACAAUCGUUCAUCGGGUGGCACGAGCCCGAACGAGCCCUCCCGCUCGCCCAGGCACUACUUCCAGAGAUCACUUAGUUACAACGACAAUCGACCAGAUCCUAUAACGAGUCGACGACGGAGCACGUCUCGGCCCAACGAACCUACAACCUUCCUCUCCUCAGACACGCGUCAGGUCGACACAAGGAGCCCUUCGCCCCGCGUCGAGCAGGAGCCGCCUGCAGACCAAGUGGAACACACAAGUGCGGAGGAUAUGGCGAGACAUCGAUCAUCCACGUCGAGGAGGACUGCCAGCAACAACAAUCCUCAGCCCGAGGCCUCAGCGGCGGAAGCGUCAGACUCAGUCCCGAGACCUGCCCACGCAAGAACCAAUAACAAGACUACUUCAGGCACAAAAGGAGAGACACAGGAGGGGGAGACGAAGCAACAUUUACCGACCAUUCGUUUCUUUCCUCACCAGGAAAUCAGGAAUGGAAGACCCUCACUCAACUUCUCCCCAAUCACGCGCACCUUACCCGGUGAGCAUUCUAUCAUCAGAGUUGGCCGCUAUUCUGAGCGUGAAGGUGUCCCUUCGGCCAAUCCUACUGGCCCCUCUGAUGCUCCGGUCGGUUUCAAGUCAAAGGUCGUCAGCCGAAAACACUGCGAGUUCAGUUUUCUUGACGGACAAUGGCAAAUCAAAGACGUUGCAUCUUCCUCUGGUACUUUCUUGAACCACAUCAGACUAAGUCAGCCAAACACCGAAUCGAGACUAUUUCCGAUCAAAGAUGGCGAUAUCGUCCAAUUGGGCAUUGACUUCCGUGGCGGAGAGGAAAUGAUCUUUCGCUGUGUCAAAAUCCGUAUUGAAUGCAACCGGGCCUGGCAAAAGAAACCAAACAAUUUCAACAAAAGCAGGCAUCAACAACUGCAGAGCCUUGCGAAGGACCAACCGUCUGCAGAUACUAACAGUGGUGAAUGUUCGAUAUGUCUGGGUUCUGUCUUGCCCUGUCAAGCGUUAUUCGUGGCUCCAUGCGCCCAUGUCUGGCAUUACAAAUGUAUUCGACCCUUACUCGAAGGCAAAAACAGUGUUUACCCACAAUUCCAAUGUCCAAAUUGCCGGGCUUAUUCAGAUCUGACCGCCGAUGUGGACCUUGCUCAAUCCGACAUAGACGAAUGGAUGGAGAAUACAGAUGAUCCAGAGAAUCAGACCGCCGAGGCCAGUGCCGACGCCGCGAUUGAAGCAAAUCAGGGCUCAGAUGCACAUAUCAAUGGUCAAGUAACAGGUGAACCCGACUCCGCCAAUGCGACCAUGCCAACUACUACCAUAGAUGGCGACGACAUUCAAAUGGAUACAGGCUCCGAAAAUCCUCCCGUCACGAUAUCUCAGUCCGAAACCAUCGAUGAAAAUCCUCCUGCGGCAACUCCAAAUGCGUCGGGGCUUUUGGCCCGGAGACAAGCUACGAAUCCGCGUUCUUCUGAGCUUUCAAUGACCGGUAAUAUCGACAUGCCUGACCAACCGGUUGAGGAUGAGAUGCAGGCUCAGCUUGAACAGCAACGUACCCACACCCAAACCCCGGAUCCCGAUCAAGUGGUGGUUGUGGAAGGCCCAUUGACACCCAGGAAUAAUGCAGGGCCCUUUGUUUUUGACGGUAGUGCUGGCAGGUCUGAUGCGAGACAGUUGAUGGUACCGGGAUUGGCGGAUGUGGUUGAUGGAAAUCGUUUGUCGUGAAUUUGUUGAAGUCCCACUCUGAUAGAGCUCCUGAAGAUCUGAUAGGAGCAGGCUCUAGACGCAUGGGGUUGACGGUGCGAGAUUUGAUACUUUGGUGCCCAUGGAUGGAACAUGGAGACAGGGUCAUGACACCACGGACACGAAUUGUGGGCAAAAAGGAGGCGCAUCCCGCUGCUUCCAGGGUCAGGGUCAGGAUCAGUGUUUUCGAACAUCCGGCGAUAGCGAUAUUCUUGAGCGGCUUAUCUGUAGUAUCCAUGACGAAGUAUACUUACUGUUUGCCCUUGUGGCCGAUUUCCAGUGGAUGCUGCAUUGUGUAUGGAUGCAGGUCAUAAUGUGUAUUAGAUAUAUUUCUAUUUUUAUGUACGUGCUUU
Molecule: messenger RNA, 2818 nt
Organism: Cladophialophora immunda
Lineage: Eukaryota; Fungi; Ascomycota; Eurotiomycetes; Chaetothyriales; Herpotrichiellaceae
Exons: 3
Coding region: 636-2447 (603 amino acids)
Biological process (GO): protein ubiquitination; mitotic spindle assembly checkpoint signaling; ubiquitin-dependent protein catabolic process
Cellular component (GO): cell division site; mitotic spindle pole body; cytosol
Molecular function (GO): ubiquitin protein ligase activity; protein binding
Source: RefSeq, a predicted model, not a curated record